AUGACCCUGCGGUUCGAUCAUGGGCGCGCCAAGCUACAGCUUCGUAUAACGAUCUCAGGAGCUCUCCCGACCCGCGGCUACGCGUCUGAAGCAAUGCCCUGCGAUCCAGCGAGUCGACUUGCAAUAUCGAUCAAACGCUGCAAUUCUUCCGGUAAUGAAGUCGAUGAAUGGAUUCAAAGCUCUGGGAGCAAGGCCGCUAUGAGAAUAAACACGCAAGUCGAUAUGCUAGAGGGUAUCAUUCUCACUGAGACUCGCUCCCUUUGUCGCCAUUGGGAUGUGAGGAGCACGGAAAAAGGAGCACCGCGGAAGACCAACUACACGAACGAAUAG
Molecule: messenger RNA, 330 nt
Organism: Penicillium samsonianum
Lineage: Eukaryota; Fungi; Ascomycota; Eurotiomycetes; Eurotiales; Aspergillaceae
Exons: 1
Coding region: 1-330 (109 amino acids)
Source: RefSeq, a predicted model, not a curated record